AUGACGAGUUUAAGUUCAAUUAAGGUGCCAGUGUUUGAAGGAAAUAACUUUGAACAUUGGAGGUUACAAAUGGAGAAUAUUUUUAUCUACCAAGAGGGUUGGGAGAUUGUGAAAGAUGGUUAUGUUGAACCAGCAGAAGGAGUUGUUCAAACACCAGAACAACAAACAACUUUAAUAGCAAACAUGAAGAAUAAUUCAAAAGCAACUUAUAUUCUUCAUCAAGGUAUUCAUGAAUCUCUCAUGGACAGAGUUAUUUAUAUCAAACAAGCUAAAGCAGCAUGGGAUGAUUUGGUUAGCCAUUACACAGGUUCUGACAAAGUUAAGAAGACAUUGAAUCUUGUCAAUGAGAUGAAAGCUAAUGGUGACACUGUAGAAGAUUCAACAGUUGUUGAAAAAAUCAUAAGGAGUUUACCUGAGAAGUAUGAAGCAAAAGUAACUGCUAUUGAGGAAUGUAACACUGCUGCAACUAUGUCCCUCAAUGAGUUAUUAGGUAGAUCCAACAAUGGAGGUUAUCAAGGAAGAAAUAACACUGGAGGAAGAUCUAAUAAUGCAGGAUAUCAAGGAAGAAAACCAUUAGAUUUGUCGAAGAUGCAGUUUUAUAAUUAUGGAAUUUUUGGACACUUUGCUACUACAUGUACAAAACCUAGAAGAACAACUACUAAUAACUAUAAAUCAAACUUCAAGGCAAACAUAGUAGAAAAAGAAGAAAAAGAAGAAGAUGAGGUGAAAAAUGAGAAUAUGUUGCUAGCUUGUCAUACAGCUGAGGAGCAAUUUCAGCUGAAGUGGUAUUUAGAUACAGGUUGCAGUAAUCACAUGUAUGGAAGAAAUGAUCUAUUUGACAAUCUUGAUGAAUCAAUAAGAUCAACUGUUAAGUUUGGUAAUAAUUCUACCAUUCCAGUUAUGGGAAAAUGA
Messenger RNA from Papaver somniferum (opium poppy), 912 nucleotides. RefSeq lists its product as uncharacterized. The transcript has 3 exons. The record is from RefSeq and is a predicted model, not a curated record. NCBI's taxonomy places the organism in Eukaryota, Viridiplantae, Streptophyta, Magnoliopsida, Ranunculales, Papaveraceae. Bases 1 to 912 code for a protein of 303 amino acids.